AUCGCCGUGUUAAGCGUCGGGUCGUGUGAACUCUCUCUCUUUUCUCUAUUAAAAAAGCGAAGAAGACGAGCAGCGUGCUCGUACUCCUCCUUCCAUUUCCUCGUUCGCUGCGAGCACACAGAGAAACCGAACGAAUCGACCCAUCGAUCGAUCGACGUCGUCUUCCUCGUGAAGCCGAUACAUUCGCUCGAACUUCGUUUCCACCCGGCAUUCGUCUCCUGGCGCAAUCGGAUCUUCGGCCCGCCGAUUCCGUGUCGUCUCGGCCCCGCCGUAUCGGUUUCGGAGCUCCGAAGGCUGCGGCCAUGGCGUUAUCGGCGUCCGACCUUCCCGCCGUCUACGCUUUACUCGCUAAUUCUCUGAGCGGCGACGAGAGAGUGCGCAAGCCAGCAGAGGCCGCGCUCAGCGAGUUCGAGAGCAGGGCCGGUUUUUGCUCCUGUCUCAUGGAAGUGAUAACCGCGAAGGAUUUGGCAUCUCAAGUGGAUGUCCGCUUGAUGGCGUCCGUGUAUUUUAAGAAUAGCAUCAACCGGUACUGGAGGACCAGGCGCGAUACCUUGGGAAUCAGCAGUGAUGAGAAGGCCCAUCUUAGGCAAAAGCUGUUGUCUCACUUGAGAGAAGAGAGCCAUCAGAUAGCUGUGAUGUUGGCUGUACUCAUAUCAAAAAUAGCUCGUUUUGAUUAUCCAAAAGAGUGGCCGGAUCUCUUUUCUACCUUGGGCCAACAGCUUCAGUCAGCGGAUACUCUUACUUCACACAGAAUUUUUAUGAUAAUUUUCCGAACUCUAAAGGAGUUGUCAACCAAACGCCUUACAUCAGACCAAAAAAACUUCGCAGAGAUAUCCUCCCGUUUCUUUGAUUAUUGCUGGCACCUAUGGCAGAGUGAUGUAAAGACGAUAUUGUCUGGUUUCUCAGCACUUUGUCAAACUUCUUUGCAGCAAAAUGAUGAACUAUAUCUGACAUGUGAGAGGUGGUUGUUGUGUCUCAAAAUCAUAAGACAACUAAUAAUUUCAGGAUUUCCAAGUGAUUCAAAAUGCAUGCAGGAGGUCCGACCGGUUAAGGAGGUCUCUCCUGUGUUCUUGACUGCCAUUCAGUCUCUUCUCCCUUACUAUUCAUCUUUUCAGAAGGGAUAUAAUAAAUUCUGGGACUUCAUAAAGAAAGUGUGCACAAAGUUAAUGAAGGUUUUAAUCUCGAUUCAAGGAAGGCAUCCUUAUUCAUUUGGUGAUAAAUGUGUUCUUCCACCUGUAAUGGAGUUCUGUUUGAAUAUUAUAAUAGAUCCCAAGGCCGAUUUGAUAUCAUUUGAGGAGUUCAUUAUUCAGUGUAUGAUAAUGGAAAAAUCUUUGCUCGAAUGUAAAGAUUACAAGCAAAUUCUCACUGGCCGAGUGGUAGAUGAAAAUGGGGUGUCCCUGGAGCAGAUGAAGAAAAACAUUUCCGCUGUUAUUGGAAGUCUCCUUAUGUCUCUUCUACCUAAUGAUCGCAUAGUACUCCUGUGCAAUGUCCUGAUCAGAAGGUACUUUGUUCUGACUGCGGGUGAUUUGGAGGAAUGGUACCAGAACCCAGAGUCUUUUCAUCAUGAACAAGAUAUGGUUCAAUGGACAGAGAAACUAAGACCAUGUGCUGAAGCUCUUUACAUCGUUUUGUUUGAAAAUCACAGUCAACUACUGGGUCCUGUUGUGGUUUCCAUCCUUCAAGAAGCAAUGAAUGGUUGUCCUACUUCCACAACAGAAAUCACUCCCGGAUUGCUUCUGAAAGAUGCUGCUUAUGGGGCGGCUGCAUAUGUUUACUAUGAGCUGUCGAACUACCUGAGCUUCAAAGAUUGGUUCAAUGGUGCACUAUCUCUUGAACUCUCGAAUGAUCAUCCAAACAUGCGGAUCAUUCAUAGGAAGGUUGCACUGAUAUUGGGGCACUGGGUUUCUGAGAUCAAAGAUGAUAUAAAAAGGCCAGUAUACUGCGCUUUGAUAAAGCUUCUGCAGCACAAGGACCUAGCAGUCAGGUUGGCAGCCUGUAGGUCCUUGUGUUUACACAUUGAAGAUGCAAACUUCUUGCAAAGUGAAUUCACUGAUCUUGUUGCAAUCUGCUUCAAUCUCUGCUUUAAUUUGGUGGAGGAUGUUCAGGAAUUUGAUUCAAAGGUUCAGGUUUUGAAUUUGAUUUCAGUACUUCUUGCGUACGUGAACGAUAUGGUUCCAUUUUCAAACAAACUGAUUGAAUUCUUUCAGAAGGUAUGGGAGGAAUCUUCCGCUGAAAGUCUAUUACAGAUUCAAAUUCUGAUUGGCCUCCGGAACUUUGUCAUUGCUCUUGGCUAUCAGUCACCCAUUUCCUAUAACAUGCUACUGCCCAUUCUGGAAAAGGGAAUUGAUAUAAAUAGCCCGGAUGAACUUAAUCUUCUCGAGGAUAGCAUGCUGUUAUGGGAAGCUACCAUCUCUCACGCUCCUUCGAUGGUAUCUCAGUUACUGUCAUACUUCCCAUGUUUGGUUGAAAUCAUGGAAAGAAGUUUUGAUCACUUGCAGGUUGCUGUCAACAUUAUCGAGGGUUACAUCAUUUUGGGUGGUUUAGAAUUUUUGAGAACACAUGCUUCCAGCAUUGCAAAGCUGCUUGACUUAAUUGUCGGAAAUGUGAACGAUAGAGGCCUCCUAUCCACCCUGCCAGUCAUUGAUAUUCUGAUUCAGUGCUUUCCUGCAGAGGUACCGCCAUUGAUCAACAGUACUCUUCAGAAAUUGAUUAUUAUGUGCUUGAGUGGAGGAGACGAUCGAGAUCCAUCGAAGACAGCUGUAAAGGCAUCUGCUGCUGUGAUACUAGCAAGGAUUUUGGUGAUGAACACAAGUUACUUUGCACAGUUAACCUCAGAGCCCUCCCUUUUCUUGUCACUUCAAAACACAGGUGUACAAGUGGAAGAGAGUGUGCUACUUUGCCUGGUAGACACAUGGCUUGACAAGGUUGACAAUGUGAGUUCCAUACAAAAGAAGACCCUUGGACUAGCCCUCUCUAUUAUUCUGACCCUGAGAAUGCCUCAAGUUCUUGACAAGCUUGAUCAGAUCCUAAGUGUCUGCACGAGUGUAAUCAUGGGUGGAAAUGAUGAUGCAAAUGAGGAAGAGUCCAGUAGUGAUACUAUUGGCUCAAGUGGAGGUCAAUUUGAAGCCAUUCCAAGUAAAGAGUUAAGAAGAAGACAGAUAAAGUUCUCGGACCCUGUCAACCAGUUGUCACUAGAGAGCUCAGUCCGGGAAAAUCUUCAAGCAUGUGCUAACAUUCAUGGAGAAUCUUUUAAUUCUGCCAUCAGCAGAAUGCAUCCAGCUGCAUUUGCACAAUUGAAGCAAGUGCUGAAGAUGCAAUAGUCUUGUUUUCAUAUACAAACAGGCGAAUGACAUGUCAAGUUGUGGCCCUUCAUACACAUUCCAACGAGUGGUGUUUCGUAUUGUGCCCUCCAGAUUGUUGUGAUCUUCCGCUGUAAAGGAGAAAGAUAUAUUUGUAAAUUGAAGCGUCCAUGCCGCUUGUGAGCCUUCACAUUCUUAAAAAAAUUUCCCCGUUUGUGAUUGAUUUUGAGAACAGCAAAAUUCAUUCAUGCUCUUGUCGUAGCGGGAAACUCUGUAAAUAUCUCGGACUUUUCUGGUCCUAACAUGUAAAGUCAGAAGGGUCACAGCUGUUCCGAGUGUUGUGAAAUUUCGAUGAAAAUGAGUUGCAGCAGAAAUUCGAAACGGGAAUUUUAGGAA
Rhodamnia argentea is the source of this 3695-nucleotide messenger RNA. RefSeq names its product importin-11. Gene Ontology annotation, molecular function: small GTPase binding. Gene Ontology annotation, biological process: protein import into nucleus. Bases 303 to 3320 code for a protein of 1005 amino acids. The transcript is spliced from 24 exons. Gene Ontology annotation, cellular component: cytosol; nuclear envelope. The record is from RefSeq and is a predicted model, not a curated record. Lineage: Eukaryota; Viridiplantae; Streptophyta; Magnoliopsida; Myrtales; Myrtaceae.